Bufo gargarizans (Asiatic toad) is the source of this 2526-nucleotide messenger RNA. RefSeq names its product protocadherin gamma-B2-like. The coding region runs from base 91 to 2526 and encodes 811 amino acids. The record is from RefSeq and is a predicted model, not a curated record. Gene Ontology annotation, cellular component: plasma membrane. The transcript has a single exon. Gene Ontology annotation, molecular function: calcium ion binding. Lineage: Eukaryota; Metazoa; Chordata; Amphibia; Anura; Bufonidae. Gene Ontology annotation, biological process: homophilic cell-cell adhesion.
UGGAUUUCUACAUGUUCAUCACCAGUGGAUUAUAAUUAAUAUUAUUCAACAGAUCUGAGAGACAAAUAUCAGAUAUUAGAAGGAACAAGCAUGGAACCUCAUCCACAGAUCUGCAAAGUAAUCAGAUGGCAAGUAAUGUCUAUCUUAUUUUCUUGGCUGUGUCAUUCAGUCUCUGGUCAGAGUCAUUAUUCCAUUGUAGAAGAAAUAAAGAAAGACUCUGUUAUAGCAAAUGUUGCAGAUGACCUUGGAUUAGAUAUUAAGCAGCUCUCAUCUAGAAAUCUGAGAAUUUUGUCACAUAUUUCAGAUAAUUAUUUGUAUGUAAAUCUAGAUAAUGGAAAUAUGUAUAUUAAGGAUAGGAUAGACAGAGAGACAUUGUGUGGGACAGAAGAUUCUUGUUUCUUAACCUUUGAUAUUGUGGUUGAAAAUCCAUUCAAUAUUUUCCAAAUUAAAAUAGAGAUUCAUGAUAUAAAUGAUAAUUCUCCAGUAUUUUACCCUGAUCUAAUUACUGUAGAGACAAUCGAAUUAACAUCACCAGGAACCAGAUUUGCUUUACAAACUGCAGAAGAUCCAGAUGCUGGUUCUAAUUCUGUACAAUCAUAUAAGCUCAGUGACAACCAAUAUUUUACACUGAGUGAAGACAGAAAUCCAGAUGGCAGUAUAUUUCUAGAGCUAAUUCUUGAGAGUUCAUUAGAUAGAGAAUCAAAGAGUCUUCAUGAGCUGAUAUUAACAGCUAUGGAUGGAGGGAAACCUAUGAGAUCUGGAACUGCAUUAAUACGGAUAAUAGUUACUGAUGUUAAUGAUAAUUUCCCAAUAUUCACACAGUCGGUAUAUAAAGUCAGCGUAAAUGAGAAUACAUCAAUAAAUACUGCAAUAAUCACUGUGAAUUCCACGGACAAGGAUGAAGGAAUGAAUGGACUGGUCACCUAUUCUUUUAGCAAAACAUCAGGAAAUGUCCAUCGUACAGGAACAUUCAGUAUUAACUCUGUGACUGGAGAAAUUAAAAUAAAUGAUAAGUUAGAUUUUGAAGUGAUGAGAAAUUAUGAAUUAUCUGUGCAAGCUAAAGAUGGAGGAGGCCUUAUGGCUCAUUGUAAGGUAUUGAUAGAGGUAAUAGACGAGAAUGACAAUUCUCCUGAGAUAUCAGUUAGUUCAUUAUUUAGUCCAAUAAGUGAAGAUUCUGACCCUGGUAAAAUGAUAGCCCUUAUUAAAGUCAAUGAUCAAGAUUCAGGAAAAAAUGGAGAAACUGACUGUAAACUUAUGGAGGAAGGACCUUUCAGUUUGAUAUCAUCCGCUGAGAGUUAUUACCGAAUCGUCACUGCUGGUCCCAUGGACAGAGAAAAGGUAGCUAGCUAUAAUAUCACUAUUUUAGUGACUGAUAGAGGUUCUCCAUCACUGUCUAGUAAAAGAUCUAUCAUCCUGGAAAUAUCAGAUGUUAAUGACAAUCCACCAAUGUUUACUAAAUCCAUCUAUUAUGCUUAUUUACCAGAAAAUAAUUUACCAGGUUCCUCUAUAUACAGCAUACAAGCAUCUGAUCCUGAUACUGGAGACAAUGCAAAAAUAAUUUAUUCCAUUUUUAGCAAUAAUACAGAAAGUCAGGCAUCCUCCUCCUAUCUUUCUAUAAAUACAGAGACUGGAGUCCUUUAUACUCAGAGAUCAUUUGAUUAUGAGAAACAGACUGAGUUUUUUAUACAAGUCACUGCUAAGGACAAUGGAUCACCAUCUCUAAACAGCAAUGCUACAUUAAUUAUCCAUAUAGUGGAUCAGAAUGAUAAUGCACCGAAAAUCUUAUAUCCUUCGAUUGACAGUAGUGGAAUGGCAGCAUUUGAAAUGGUGCCUUUUGAUUUUGAACCUGGUUCCUUAAUAACUAAGGUGGUUGCCAUAGACAUAGACUCUGGGCACAAUGCUUGGCUCUCUUAUCAUUUUCUACAAGAAUCAGAACCAUCUUAUUUUGUCAUCACUCAGCAUACUGGGGAAAUAAGGACAUCACGUAUUUUUCAACAGAAGGAUACACUGAAUCAUAAAAUAGUAGUGAUGGUGAAGGACAACGGACACCCCUCUCUCUCAUCUAUGGUUACUAUAAAACUCAUUGUUGCCAACAAUUUUCAGGAGGUGGUUCCCAGGUUUAGUGAGAAACUCCCUGAUGAGGAGCCUCAGUCUAAUUUACAGUUAUACUUAGUCAUCACCCUUGCACUUAUUUCGUUCCUGUUUAUAAUAACUAUUAUGUUGGUUAUUAUAUCAAAAUGUAAGUCUAGACCACUUCAAGCAUUUGAUCCUCUAUGUUCAACCCUAUAUCCUCCCAUUGAUCCCAGAAUGAUUUCUCAGUAUGGAAAUGGAACAUUGACUCUACCUUAUUCAUACAAUGUCUGUGUGGCUUUAGAAUCUGGUGAAAGUGACUUUACUUACAUGAGACAAAAUCAAGAUAUCCCUAUAGAAAAUCAAAUUUAUGCUGAGGAUUCUGGAUUAGGGACUGAGAGCUUGCAAAACAAUUUUCCUUCAAGCAGUCCUAUAGAGGUGAGUAAGGCUCUGUGA